AUGGAGGAAGAACAUCAAUAUAUCGUUCUAUCAGAAUUUCCUAAAAUCACUACACAAUGUAAAACCCCUGGAAAAUCAUUAUACUUUCAUGUCACAAAUAAAAUUUCAUUUAUUCGAUGGGUGGGUUCAUUAAAACUUAUUACUUGUGUUGAAAAACCUAAUGGAAAUGAAAUCGAACAUAUACUAUUUUACCAUCAACUGAACCCAGCAAAAUUAAUUUCAAUAUUUGAUUUUUCUACUACAAUUAGAGAUCUCAUUGUGUUGACUUGUAGUAAUAAAAACAAGGAAGAUGAAAAAUAUCAAUUAGCAUUCAUCACUACACGUUCUCUUCAUCUUUUUCAUCCUAUUCCAAUUUCAAAAGUUAUUCAUCCUUCCUCUAAUUCAAUAGAAUUACCUGAUUCACCAACAUGUCUAACAGCACACCCAACUUACCCUUUACUUUUAGUUGGUUGUAUUGAUGGUAGAAUAUUAAUAAUUAAUCAUUCACUCCAAAUAGUAUCAGUAUUAAAAACACAUAACGCUCCUUUGAUUAAAGUGAUAUGCUCAAAAGAUGUCCCACACUCAUUUAUUUGUUGUGCUCGUGGUCCUUCGAUAGUAAAAAUGUAUUCUUUCUUGACAAAUCAAUUAUUAAAUUCAUUAGCUCUUCAUAUUUUUAUGACUGAUAUUUGUUGGAAUGGUAAUUGUGAAUCAUCUAUGAUAGUCUCUGAUUCUUUUGGAUAUAUAAGUGUUGUUGGUAGGCGUACAACACAACCAAAAUCAAAGAAACAAGCAACUUUUCAACGUGCAAAGUUACAUCGUUCAGGUUGUAAUGCGGUUGAUGGUAGGGAUGGUUUAGUAUUUUCUGGUGGAGACGAUGGAACUGCAGUAAUGUUUGAUAAGAGUCAGUUCCACUUAAAAAGAAAAAAAGAUGGAAUUAAACCCACACAUGUUCUUGUUAAAGUGGUUCAAAAAACUGAUGGAAGCACUGAGAUUCUUGAAGAUCUUGAAUUAGAACAAAAUAUGGAAAGUUAUGUGUUAACAGAUGACACUACAAGGAUUAUUGAUGUUAAAUUAAAUCCUGAAUAUUUCAUUAUUGCCAUUGCUGUAAGGAAAGGUGUAGUAGUGUUAAAACGAUAUAAAUCAAUGUGA
Molecule: messenger RNA, 1128 nt
Organism: Entamoeba dispar SAW760
Lineage: Eukaryota; Evosea; Mastigamoebida; Endamoebidae
Exons: 1
Coding region: 1-1128 (375 amino acids)
Molecular function (GO): protein binding
Source: RefSeq, a predicted model, not a curated record